This is a messenger RNA of Eucalyptus grandis, 1224 nucleotides long. RefSeq names its product secoisolariciresinol dehydrogenase. The transcript has 4 exons. The coding region runs from base 99 to 1031 and encodes 310 amino acids. Lineage: Eukaryota; Viridiplantae; Streptophyta; Magnoliopsida; Myrtales; Myrtaceae. The record is from RefSeq and is a predicted model, not a curated record.
CUCUCACUCUCCCUCCCUCCCUCCCUCCCUCCCUCUCUCUCUCUCUCUCUCUCUCUCCGAGAUCCAUCUCAUCGUUCUCUGAGACAUCAGUUGAAACUAUGCUUGGAAGAAGGCUGGGAAUUGCUCUAAGCAAAACCCUUUUCAGUAACAGCAUCAAUCAGAAUGCGAUCAGCAGAUUCUCCACUGACACAGGAAGGUGUGAUCAAGUUCUCCUUGAUUAUCUGAAGAAGCUAGAAGGCAAGGUGGCACUAAUCACAGGAGCAGCCAGUGGCAUAGGCAAGGCGACUGCAGCUAAGUUCGUCACUCAUGGUGCCAAAGUUGUGAUUGCGGAUAUCCAGCACCUGCUCGGCCAAGAAACAGCUGAAGAGCUUGGACCUGAUGCCAUCUUCAUCCCGUGUGAUGUAACCAAAGAAUCAGACAUCUCAAAUGCCGUCAAUUUUACUGUUUCCCGAUUCAAUCAACUCGACAUCAUGUACAACAAUGCUGGGGUUGCCUGCCGCACUCCACCGAGCAUCACUGACCUUGACCUUGAUGUGUUUGAUCGGGUGAUGAGCAUCAAUGUACGAGGCGUCGUCGCCGGAAUAAAGCAUGGGGCACGGGUGAUGAUCCCUCGCAGGACUGGCUCAAUCCUCUGUACCGCCAGCAUCACAGGAUUGGUUGGAGGAACUGCACAGCACACGUACUCCAUCUCGAAGUCCACAGUUAUAGGGAUAGUGAGGUCAGCUGCUGCCGAGUUAUGCAGGCAUGGCAUCAGAGUCAACAGCAUAUCGCCUUUCGCCAUCCCAACCCCAUUUGUGAUGGAUGAAAUGAGGCAAAUCUAUCGUGGUGUAGAAGAUUCACGAAUUGAGAAGAUCUUACAUGAUGCUGGUGCUUUGGUGGGGGAUAAUUGUGAAACUAGCGACAUUGCCAAUGCUGCACUCUACCUCGCAUCAGAUGAUGCAAAGUAUGUCAAUGGGCAUAAUCUGGUGGUGGAUGGAGGCUUUACGGUGAUGAAGAGUCUAGCGUUGCCUGCACCGGACCAGGUGUACUGAGAGUUGGUUUACAUGCUUAAAUCAUACCAAGUAAGAGUGAAAGAUUCUCAACAAGAGUUGUAUAGAAUUCUUCUGCCUGGUUUUUUCUCAGUUCCUUAUGAAGCAUUGAGUAGGGAUUGCAGAUAUGAUUUCCUCACAAGCUUGUUUUAAUCAGGUUUCUUCAAGCGCUAUUUAAGUGAUCCCAAAUUCUUAA